Messenger RNA from Ostrinia furnacalis (Asian corn borer), 3950 nucleotides. RefSeq names its product Leucine-rich tendon-specific protein. Gene Ontology annotation, molecular function: protein binding. Lineage: Eukaryota; Metazoa; Arthropoda; Insecta; Lepidoptera; Crambidae. The record is from RefSeq and is a predicted model, not a curated record. The transcript has 18 exons. Bases 384 to 3242 code for a protein of 952 amino acids.
ACGCAAAUUCGUUUUGGGUGCCGGCUGCUGCGCCCACGCGCCAAAAAUCGCGGGGGCGAUCGGAGGCUCCGGCGCGUGCUCAAAUGAGUGUGCGCACCGGCUGACGCACACGCGUAUAAAAACCUCUUUGCUGACGAAAAAAAGAAAUAAAAUUAAAAACCAAACCGUGUUCCUUUUUCAAAAGUGACAGUGCCCGGUUCUUGACGGAAGUCGGACUUUUCAGUUCCAGCCAGUGCGUCCGAUGACUUAACGAUUCUGUGGUCGAUUUAGUUUAUGAAUGGAGUGGAAUAGGAAGUGACGUCAUGCAUAGUGUUGUGACUGUGUCAGCUUUGGUUCGGUGGGCGACGAUUUGAUGACAAUGUGCGAUCAUUAGACCGAAAAGAAUGAGACUAGUGGGCGCUGUGGCAGUGUUAUGCGCGUUGUCACAUUGCGUCGCGCAAUGGCGGUGUCCCGGGCUGAGUGCUCGGCCCGCGGCCGAAUGCUCGUGCGACCUGCCCCAUACGCUGCGGUGCACCGGAGACCACACUGCCCUUCAGAUAAUCGGCCGCCAUCUCCGAGAACAAAGAGCUAGGAACAAGAACACGGCGGUUUCUCUCCUGGACUGUGCUUUGCGAGGAGUCUCCGCGCUGUCCACUGCUUCCGUGUCGGAGCUGGCCGGAGUGGGACUUCAUGGGCUGGUCAUAUCCUCGGGGGACAUACGGAGGGUGCAGCAGGGAGCGUUCAAUAGCGUUGCGGCUACGCUACUGGCUUUGGGUCUGCCAAACAACCAAUUGCCGUCGGUGCCUACGGAGGCGUUGACGCGUCUCUGGAAUUUGGAUCGUCUGGAUUUAUCCAACAACAAAAUCCAUACUUUAGACACAAAUUCCUUCAAGGGCAUCCAGAACCUGACUUACCUGGACAUAAGUGAUAACCAGUUGACGAAUAUCUCGCCAGAUGCAUUUAAACCGCUAAUUAAGAUGGCGGUCCUGCGGCUUCGAGGGAAUCUUCUUAAAGUACCCGCUUUGGCUUCGUUGAAGGAAGCUCACGUGUUAAGGGACUUGGACCUCUCGAGCAAUGCCCUGGAGGGCCCACUCGGCCCCACUACCGUGCCCGCUAUAAGCUGCUUGACCAAUCUGCAAUUGUCUGACAAUACUUUUGCUAGUAUACGUCGAGGCGCUUUGUCAGGGCUGACGAAUCUCACAUACCUGAACUUACACAACAACCAGAUAGACGUGUUGGAGGACUUCGCGUUUCGUCAUCUCACGAACCUCUCCCAUUUGGACUUGUCACAUAACGAGAUUGUGGCUGUUUCAGGUGCCUCCCUAGCUACCCUGGACAACUUAUCUCACCUGGACCUGUCUCACAACUUCCUCCGGUCCCUCUCGGCGGAUCCUCUCAAGUCUCUCAAGAGUCUUCGUGAGCUGUUCCUUCACGACAACGACAUUUCUAUGAUCGACGAUGGUGCUCUCUCGCAGCAUAAGGAGUUGGCCAGGUUCACUAUUGAAGACAAUCCCCUGAAUUGCGACUGUCUGAUGGCCGGCUUCGCUAGAUGGCUUCGAGACGCAAACAACUUGCUACAAACUGACAAGUCAGCCGCAGUUUGUACCACACCCCCACACUUGGAAGGCGCCCUCAUCUCCCGACUCUCCAAAAACAAGCUCUGCGACGAUUUCGAAACGAAAAUCAACAAAGACGAUCCGAACUACGAUUACAAUAAAGUCAUAGCGAAUACCAUAGAUGUACAAGACAAAUACGUAGAUGUAGAAACGACUGUGCAAGAUUUGUACAUAGACAAAACAGAAGGAUUGGACGACGAUGUGUAUGAUGGGGAGUUAGAAGUACCGUCCGAAGAGGAUCUUCCUAUUUCUAAAUCUAAGGUCCGUCUCCUGGAUGCUUGGUACGAUGACGAAGAGGUUUACCUAUCCUGGGCGGUGGAUCCACCCUCCACCAGACGCUUCCGAUGCACCGGAGUGACGGCAUCUAGAAGUGGAGGUCUUCCAAAGCACGUGGCUUGCCACAGAGCCGCACCAGCGAAUAUCCUGCUGAGGGGACUGAAGAUUAACCCAACGGAACAGUAUACGUUCUGCAUAGCCCUCGAAGAGAUGGACAGUUCGGACACUCCGCUUUCUUUGGUGCUAGGCUGCGGUGCCCCCCAGUCGGUCCGGCAGCGAGCCACGUUUGCUACGGUGCCCCCCGUGGCGGUCACUGAGCCAGUGGAUCGGAGUCACUUGAGGGUCUCCGAAGUCCGAUCCAACGUCACCAGCGAAGGUGUUCUUACAGUCCUCAUAUCACUCAUGGGCAUUCCGCCUCCUCGUUCCCAAUUCUCCAUCAGAUCCCAAAGACUCUCCCCAGAAUCCCGGUACCCUCUAUACAACUGCUACGUCAUCCUUGCUGUACUCUCAAGAGGGUCUUUAGUAGCGCAGAAGGAUACCCCAUGUAAAGAAACCCUGGAGAUUUCAAUGGAGGGAUUCAUUCGAGGGCCGUACGAAGUAUGUGCCACAAUAUCUAAGUUCAAACCAGAAGAAAGAACACCAAUUUGCAUAGUCCCUCAAGAUAUAGAUGUAACUGGAUCUUUAGAAAUGAAAUCUGGUAUCAAAGGUCUGAAUACAGCGCUAGUAGGAGUAGCUCUAGGUUUGAUGGUUAUAGUAGUAGGUCUGGUGUGGUUUGUUAGGAAAAUGCUGAAGAAACCAAGCGAGUUUGAGACCCACAGAUGUUUUAGGCCUGAACCGGUGCCGGAGGAGAAUGCGCGGUCAAGUUAUGUCAUGCUGACAGCCACUUCCAAGAGUAGGGUGUACAGCAGGUGCCAGUUGACCCGUGAACUACUGAAAUUGCAAUUUUCAAGGACUUUCCUUAGCAACUGGGUAUGUUUAAUAGAACAAGUGAGUGACAGAAACACUGCAACGAUGGUGGUCAAAUCUCCUAGAAGGAAAUACUAUGGAUUAUUUCAAAUCGGUAGUGAGUGGUGCAAAGAAGGCCGAAAAGGUGGAAAAUGUGACCUAACAUGUGAAUCUCUCCUGGAUGACGACAUCAGAGACGAUGCCAGCUGUGCUCAGAAGGUGUUCGAGAUGGAAGGUUUCAAGUAUUGGACGAAGUGGGAAGCCCGAUGUAAAGGACAGACCCUGCCUGAUAUUGAGAAAUGUCCAGAUUGGCAGCAUCCUCCUUCAAGAGCGUCACCAGUCAGAGAAAAGAGAACCCUUCCCGGGAGAACCUCGAGGAAGUUCAGUUUUGUCCCUUACCCAGUAAUGACUGUGCUUCGUAUUUAAGUAUAAGCUUAAAUGUCAGAAAAUAGAAAGGUCAUUUUACAGUAACAGUCGAAUCUUAUAGAUGUAGCGUUAGAAGGUGUGUUUGCUUCUCAAAAAGUUAUACCGUUCAUCUCAACUAAAGGACGUCCACUGCUGGACAAAGGCCUCCCCCAAGAUUCCCAUAAAGACCGGUCCUACGCUGCCCGCAUCCAAGUACUUCCCGCGACCUUCACUAGAUGGUAGAUACUAGGUUUCAUUCAAGUAUAACACGGUGCAAUUUUAAGUCUUAUUUUGUCAAUUUUUAAAUAUUUGGGACCAUAAUAUUAAGUUAAUAAAAUACAUUUUAAUGUCGUAAAAUUUUUGAAAUAGUAGGUACCUUACUAAUAUUUAUAUAGGAUUUUUAUCAAACAUGUAAGUACAUAAAUGUACGUAAUUGUGCCCACUGACUGUGAUAUGAAUACUAAUAAAAUUCAGUUUAAGUACAAAUAAGAGGAAAUAAAGGUUGUAUAGUGUAGUAAAUAAGUCCAAAAAGUGAAAUGUUUAGCUGUAGGUAUUGAAAAAAAAACCAGUACAACAAUAUAGAAAAUAAUAUAAAACUAUAAAUUGAUGAGUGAAAAAUAUAAUGAUCAACCAUAUGAAAAAAAUCAGGAUAUAUUUUGCCUGUUUACCUAUACACCCUAGUGUAGUAGUUUUAUUAAAGUUAUAAAAAAAUAAUAAUGAAUACAUGCA